AUGGUGCAACACAAGACUGUUGGGGGGAAUGCAAAGACACCUGAUGCUGUUCAUGGGGGGCCCAGCUGGUGUAAGACCCCUAGUGGGCACAUCAAACGUCCAAUGAAUGCCUUCAUGGUAUGGUCUCAGAUAGAGAGGAGGAAGCUAAUGUCUCUAUGCCCCAAUAUGCACAAUGCUGACAUCUCUCGCAGCCUCGGCCAACGCUGGAAGUUACUGGAGGACACAGAUAAAAUCCCGUAUGUCAGAGAGGCUGAACGCCUGCGGCUCAAACACAUGGCUGACUAUCCCAACUACAAAUACCGGCCGCGUCGACGUGCCCGAGAUCCGGCAAACAGAACACGCACCAGACUGCCCCGUACCACAUCUAGGUGCCAACCUGCUCCCUCGCCAUGCCAGUCGGAAGUAAAUCUGGGUUCCAGCAUGCACUGGGGUGAGGAAAACACUGGGUGGGGGGGGCACAAAGCCGCCCAAUCAGAAGAGACGCAAAAUCGGGAGUCAUCACCACGCAGUCCAGAGGUGCCCCCCUACUCCCAAGCUCGCUCCUUGCCCUCCUCCCCAGAGCCAGUUGAAGAUGAUGAGGGCCCAGAGGAAAGUCUACCCGGACUCUGUUCAGGGUCCCCUUGUGUCCCACCAGAGAGAGAGCUUCUUCCAAGCAGUGGGUCCCAUUUCGAGUUUCCCGAUCACUGCACCCCCGAGGUGGUUGAGAUGAUAUCUGGGAGUGGCUUCCUUGGAAGUGUGUCCGAUCUAGUGUUCUCCUUCUGA
Molecule: messenger RNA, 762 nt
Organism: Hyla sarda
Lineage: Eukaryota; Metazoa; Chordata; Amphibia; Anura; Hylidae
Gene: SOX12
Product: SRY-box transcription factor 12
Exons: 1
Coding region: 1-762 (253 amino acids)
Biological process (GO): cell differentiation; negative regulation of transcription by RNA polymerase II; anatomical structure morphogenesis
Molecular function (GO): RNA polymerase II cis-regulatory region sequence-specific DNA binding; DNA-binding transcription factor activity, RNA polymerase II-specific
Source: RefSeq, a predicted model, not a curated record